AUGGAUUUGUCAAAUUAUAUCAUGGCUCCCCCUGCGGUAAGUGCUACUAGUGCCUCUGCUGCUUCAAACAGUAUUAUCAAUCACUCUACAUUGACCAAUGCCAACAACACCUCGAUGAAUUCCUCUUCAACUCCAACAACUAGCAAUAACACGUCUCCGUUACACUUGUCUUCCAUUUUGCACACCUUAUCAUUAGACGACCCAACCCCCAUUUCAAACACAAAUAGCCACAGCAUCAACAGUAACAACAACAACAACAACAACAACACUACUAAUACGCACAACAAUGCCACUACCACCUCUAUCAAUAAGUACAUCUUGAAAAUAUACAACGUCCCCUUGGACAUCACUUUAAGACAAGCUUAUUCUCUAUUUGCCUUGGCUCAAGACAUCAUUAUCGAGAAUAUUCAACUGAAACCCUUGUCUGCUCCUUCUCCAUCGUCUAUUUCAAAUACUACAAGCACUUCCGGUGUCUUAUCCUCCUCUGCAAAUACCUCUUCUUCGGCAUCUUCUAUCACAAGCACUACAUCUAAUAAAAUUAAUGGUAAUAAUAUUAAUAAAAAUAGUUUAGACGCUAGUCACGUGUAUCAACAACCUCAUCACCAUGCUAAUACUGUAGAUACAAAAGUGGAAUUCUCGGGUUCGGAGUUAUCUCAAUUGAUCGUGGUUGAUAUAAUAGGCUCGUUGGAUAUGAUCAAGUUUUAUUCAAAUAUUUUAAACAUGAACAGGUCCACUCUUUUUGGGCCUUCUACUCCAACUUGUGUUUCUUCUCAAAUUAACAUUGAAAUCAAUGAUGAAUUCAACAAUAAACUUGUCGAUUAUUCCAAUAAUAUUCCUUCAAUGAUAAAAGAUCAAAACUUAAAUUUAAACUUGAAUUUAAAUUUAAAUUUAAACGAUCAUACUUUGGAAAAAUCAAACACAAAUAUCAACAGCGCUGUUAGUGCUAUAGAUAAUUUGUCCAAUGAUUUGUCAAACAAUUUGAAUUUACCACCUUAUAUCAACAACUUCCAAUUAUCACCUUCCCAAAGAUCUUCCAUUCAUCAACAUUCAAACAGAUUUUCGUUUACUGAUCCGUUUAAUAACAAAAAUAAUAACUCUAAUAAUAAUUCAAAUAUUCAUUCAAAUAACAAUUCUUCAUCAACAUCAAAUUCUAAUAAUAACAUCUCUAAUAUUAAUAAUAACAAUAACAAUAAUAACAUUCAUUUCACUCCGCAAAAAAUUUUAUUAAAUACUUCUAUACCCGCCCAUACACAAUCCCAACCAGAUUUGAUUAGCAAUAGCUUAACUACCCCAACUCUACCCGGCAAGAACAAUACCAACACGGCUACUACACCUGCAAAUGAUUUCAUUUGGAAUCCAAAGACUCCAGUUAUCAAUACAAACUCAAAUUCUUAUUUGAAUUCUUCUAUUUCUCAAGAACAUUUGUUAUUGAACAACAACAAUAACAAUAACAACAAUGCAAUGAACGAUUAUUCAAUUUCUCAAAAUUCAACUCCUCAGAAAUUAGUCAAUUCUUCUUCUUCCAAUAACUCUUCCAUUUCAAAUAUGAUAAACCCUACUCUAAGUACAAAUUCAAAUUCAAAUAGAAAUUAUAAUUAUAACUAUAGUUAUAAUUAUUUUUCAAAUCAAUCUAAUAACAACAGUAAUAGCAACAAUAGUAAUCCUGCUCCAAAUAAUAGUGGAAAUAUUAUGAAUAGUAUUCCAAAUGGUAAUGUUUAUAUACAUCAGCAUUUACCUAUCCCUCCACCUCCAUUAUCUCAGCAGCAACCUUCUAACCAUCAUCAUCAAAUUUACACUAAUCAGAAUAAUAAUAAUUCUUCAUCUGUAAUAUCACAAGCUGAUUUAUUAUUAUUAUCUAAAAUCCCACCUCCUUCUAAUCCUGCAGAUCAGAAUCCUCCUUGUAAUACUCUUUAUGUGGGUAAUUUACCUUUAGAUGCUACAGAAAUGGAAUUGAGACAAUUAUUUUCAAACCAACCUGGAUUUAAAAGGCUAUCUUUCCGUAAUAAGAAUAGUUCAAGCGUAUCUACUCCAACUUCUGCAAAUCCAAUGUCAUUAUCAUCAAACUCAAAUAAUAACAAUAAUAAUAAUAAUAAUAAUCAUGGCCCAAUGUGUUUUGUGGAAUUUGAAGAUAUUUCAUAUGCUACUAGAGCUUUAGCCGAAUUAUAUGGUAGUCAAUUACCAAGAAAUUUAGAUUAUAAUAAUAACCCUACAAAUGGUAUUUCAAAUAAUUCUAAGAAUGGUAUUAGGUUAAGUUUCUCUAAAAAUCCAUUGGGUGUAAGAAGUAAUAAGAGACAUAAUAAUAAUAAUCAGGCUAAUAAUAAUAGCAUGAAUAAUCUCAAUGUAAGUAUGAAUAAUAGUAUUAUGAAUAGUACUAAUAGUAGUAAUUUAACUUUAAUCAAUUCAAAUACUACCACCACUCCUACAACCGAACAUCAUACUUAUAGUUAUUUAACUGGCUACUCUCAAACUUAG
Molecule: messenger RNA, 2472 nt
Organism: Henningerozyma blattae CBS 6284
Lineage: Eukaryota; Fungi; Ascomycota; Saccharomycetes; Saccharomycetales; Saccharomycetaceae
Exons: 1
Coding region: 1-2472 (823 amino acids)
Molecular function (GO): mRNA binding
Source: RefSeq, a predicted model, not a curated record